CGUCUACACAUUAUAUGCCUCUAGUUGUAUCUGUCUAUCAUGUUCUUCAGCAACCUAGAGCUUGUUGAUGCUGUGAAGAAACUUCUUGAUGUCCAUGACCAUACACUCAAAAGCCAAGCAACUAUUAUCUAAUGAGCAGCGAGCAGCAACACUUCUCAGACUUGCAGCUUCACGUCAUGCUCUCAAUCUCGCUUUGGACUAAAGAGAAGAUCUUUGACUGAAGCACUGAGGCUAAGUUCUCUUGUUUGCUCCAUGACGGUCUGUGAGACCCAUCAAUCUGAAGCACAAUUUGCUUCAUAUGGACCCCCGACGAACUAGCCUAUGAGGGUGCCCUCAUGGGCUUCAACUUGAUCCUUUACCCUCGAUGGCAGAUUCCUUUUGCAGUGAGUCUGAAUUCAGGCUUUCAAGUUCAGCGCAGCAUCUUGUGCCCUUCUCAUCCGGGUUCGCCACUGAUGUGCAGCUAGGCUGGGACAUCUAUGGCGAAGGACCAAUCCGUGUUCUUGUCCUAGCAGGAGCGACCCAGUCACGAGAAUCAAACAUCCCUAUCGUUCAGUCUCUGCUCCAGCAGAAUGACUACACUGUCUUGCUCAUCGACCACCCUGGCGCGCCAAAUCAUGCUGGCCAUGCCAAGCUGCAUACUUGGAGCACCCGAAACAUUGCAAAGCUACUGAUUCUUGCUAUUCAAGAAAUAGGUUGGUAUGCAGGUCCUGCCAUACACAUUUGCGCCACCUCGCUCGGUGGCUUGGCUGCAAUGCAUAUUGGCUUGGAAGUACCACGUAUUGUCGCCUCAUUGACUCUUGUCUCCGUGUAUGCACGCUAUCAACAACCUUGUAUGCGUGGGUCUAGGAGAAAGAUUCUAAGCCUAGUCACUGCACCUUGGACAAAGGAAUGCUACGCGAAGGCUGAGAUGAGAUUGCUCUAUUCACGGUCAUACUUGGAGCUGCCAGACCCAGCUGGCGUCUUUGCGACACAACGAGAAGCUCUCGAAAGAGAGACAUUGAACCGGCUCAACACUGCAAUGCAAGGCUUCUACGGCUUUCUGGGUCAGAAUUGGGCUUGCAGAUGGCAUCAUUUGAGUCGAGCGCAGCAGGAAAGGCUCGGUCAGCAAGUUUCACAGAUCUUGCUGGUGACAGGAGCCAAGGAUAUUAUUGUCAGUCCGAACUGCGGCAAAAAGUUGGCCAAGCGACUCAAUUGCCCUGUGCAUGUCUUUGAGAGAUGUGGCCAUUCGCCGCAGCGUCAAGAGCCUGAUGUGUUUCAUGCGUUACUCAAGGCACACAUUGAACGAGCUGAGCUGUCUCAUCAUGCUGUCCGAUUCUCCCUCUCAGCAUGAUGCAUCUCGCUGUAUAGUCCAUCAUACUCUUGCUCGUGCAUCCCACGUAGAAUUCCAUCGGCAGAUUU
This is a messenger RNA of Protomyces lactucae-debilis, 1398 nucleotides long. Its product is annotated as Alpha/Beta hydrolase protein. Bases 365 to 1330 code for a protein of 321 amino acids. The transcript has a single exon. The record is from RefSeq and is a predicted model, not a curated record. Lineage: Eukaryota; Fungi; Ascomycota; Taphrinomycetes; Taphrinales; Protomycetaceae.